UUGAUCUUCCAGCUAAAAAUACUCCCUAAAUUGAGGAAAAAGAACUUCCUUCAUUCUUGACACAAAUUAUCAGAAUGAAUAGGGAGGAUCAAGUUCUCGACCCAGAGCAGCAGAAAAAGGGUACCUGGGGACGGGAAGACAUUAGCGGCAACAUUAAAGGCAAAGACGACAGCGUUACAACGUAUAGCCCUAUCCAUCCACGAGAAGAGCAACGCAUUAAGGGUAGUGUUCUUGGAGGGGACAACAUCGGAAGAGAAACAAGAGACAUGAGAGAUCCCAUCCCUACAAAGAUGAGCACAAACAGCACUCCAAUAUAUGCAAGUUCAGUACCGACGUUUCCGGGUCAAGAGCAGCAGCCAAAAGCAGAUAUUGCUCUCAGGCAGGAGGAAGAUCACAAGAGAAAUGUAGAUGUGUCGUCAAAAGAGCAACCUGCAAAGAGUUCUGAUGGGUUAAAAGAAAAUAUCGAGUUGAUAAAAGAACAGCCACCAAAACAUGAAGCUGAUGAUCUUCGCAACAGCGAGAGACCUCGCAACACCAAUAUCGAACUCCCCGUGCAAAAAGAAGAUCAUCAUCCGUUGAAAGAGCAGCAGAAUAGCUUUAACUUUCCUGCACGAGAAAAUUCUACUCAUGACAAGAAGGACAACGCGAAUAUACCCGAAGGGAUCCCGAUUGGAGAUCGUGAAGGGUUGCCGCAGCCCGUGAAUCUGGCCGUCCUCAUUCAACCACCAACGUCCAACGAAAACAAGAAUGGAAAGAUUGAAGUAGACGUUAAAGUCAGCAUUUGCUGCCGAUGUUCAAUAUUAUAAAUCAACAUCUUCAGAGCCAAUGGUGGAUCAGACGCAUCGAUUUCAGGAAUGGGUUUGAGUAAUUGACAGUUGCUGCAGAAGGAACAGUUGUGGAUAAUUAUUGAACGAAGAAUGUCAAUAUUAUCACUAUCUCCCUUCAAAUGGGUAUUAUGAUGUUAAACAUUGAAUAUCGCUACCAUUUCUUAGUUGGGGUGUAUCGAUCAAGGGUGUUUGUUUCUGCUUUCUCUUAUGAUUUAUAAAAUUUCCAUC
Messenger RNA from Carya illinoinensis, 1055 nucleotides. RefSeq lists its product as uncharacterized. Bases 75 to 806 code for a protein of 243 amino acids. The transcript has 5 exons. NCBI's taxonomy places the organism in Eukaryota, Viridiplantae, Streptophyta, Magnoliopsida, Fagales, Juglandaceae. The record is from RefSeq and is a predicted model, not a curated record.